This is a messenger RNA of Episyrphus balteatus (marmalade hoverfly), 650 nucleotides long. RefSeq lists its product as uncharacterized. NCBI's taxonomy places the organism in Eukaryota, Metazoa, Arthropoda, Insecta, Diptera, Syrphidae. Bases 241 to 627 code for a protein of 128 amino acids. The record is from RefSeq and is a predicted model, not a curated record. The transcript is spliced from 3 exons.
UUUACGCUAAGCAAAAAGUAGAGAAUAAGGGUUUAUGUUCAACAUAAAUUAUUUAAGUUUCGAUUCAGCAAAUGGUCCUUGUUUCAUAUUAAUAAUAAUUUUCCUUGCCUUUCCGCUUAUUUUGUUACUUUCUCUCGUAGCUGUAAAAAAACACUCAAAACGAUUUUUAUUUAUUUUAUUUUAGAGAAACACAAAUAUGUAUGUCAAAUAACUUCAAAAUUUCAAAUGAAUUAAUUUAAAAUGAUUCGGAAAACAUGGCACAAACAAAUUCAUCGUCGCAAAAUUUGGAAAACCUAUUCAUUGGCACCUAAAAUGUGGUAUUAUAUGAAACCUUUUGUCAUUCAUCUAAUAAUGGUUUUUAUACUCUUUCCCAUAAUUUACCCUACAGCAAUUUUAUUGGCAACAUACUGGGUUUUUCAGUUUGUUUGUGAAAGAGAUCUUGGUUUAACAUUUCCUAAAACUUUGGAUUUUCAUGGUUAUGUUCGGAAAGUAAUAAAUACUGAUCCAUCCAGGGAGCAUCAACAAGUGGUGCAAUUUCAUUUUGAACAGUUUAAAAUUAUAGCAGCAACAAUUGUUACAUUGAUUGAUUACAUUCGAUUGGCAACAGAUGCAAUAUUUGCGCUUUAAUAAAAAUAAAUUUAUUUUUUAAA